Molecule: messenger RNA, 1551 nt
Organism: Pichia kudriavzevii
Lineage: Eukaryota; Fungi; Ascomycota; Pichiomycetes; Pichiales; Pichiaceae
Exons: 1
Coding region: 1-1551 (516 amino acids)
Biological process (GO): inositol biosynthetic process; phospholipid biosynthetic process
Cellular component (GO): cytoplasm
Molecular function (GO): inositol-3-phosphate synthase activity
Source: RefSeq, a predicted model, not a curated record
AUGCCAUCCAUUAAGGUCAACACAGAUAGAGUCACCUACACUAAGGACACCCUUACCUCCAACUAUACUUAUGAGAACUCCAUUGUUACCAAAAGUAACGAUACUUUUGAAGUUAACAACGUUUCCACAGACUUAACAUUCAAGCUUGAUUUGAAAGUCCCAAAAAUUGGUGUCAUGCUUGUUGGUUUGGGUGGUAACAACGGUACCACAUUUGUUGCUGCAUCAUUGGCAAACAAACAUGGCAUUGAGUUUCAAACAAAGGAAGGUCCACUUAAAGCCAACUAUUUUGGUUCUGUUACCCAAUCAUCCACUAUCAAGUUAGGUAUCGAUGAGAAUGGUGAAGAUGUCUAUGUUCCAUUCAACUCGUUGGUUCCUAUGGUCAAUCCAAACGACUUUGUAAUCUCCGGUUGGGACAUUAGUAAGCUUAACUUGUAUGAAGGUAUGAAGAGAGCACAAGUCUUGGAGUACGAUUUAAGAGAACAACUGAAGACAUACAUGGAAAAGAUCCAACCAUUAAAGUCCGUCUAUUAUCCAGACUUUAUUGCAUUGAAUCAAGAUUCCAGAGCAGACAACUGUAUCAACAGAGAUGGUGAAAGUGGUGAAGUCAACACCAAGGACAAGUGGUCUCACGUUGAGGCAAUUAGAAAGGACAUUUCCAACUUCAAGAAGGACAAUGGUUUGGAUAGUGUCUUUGUUUUAUGGACUGCCAACACCGAACGUUAUUCUGAUUUGAUCAAAGGUGUCAAUGAUACCAGUGAGAAUCUGCUCAAAUCAAUCAAGGAGGGACACGAGGAAGUUUCUGCUAGUACUGUAUUUGCCGUUGCGUCCAUUUUAGAAGGAUGUCCAUACAUCAAUGGUUCUCCACAAAACACCUUUGUUCCAGGGGUUAUUGAUUUAGCAAUGAAGAAUGAUGUUUUCAUUGGUGGUGACGAUUUCAAGAGUGGCCAAACCAAGUUCAAGUCUGUCAUGGCACAGUACUUGGUCGAUGCGGGCAUCAAGAUUAGAUCCAUUGCAAGUUACAACCAUUUAGGUAAUAACGAUGGCUAUAAUCUAUCAUCGCCAAGACAAUUCAGAAGUAAGGAGAUCUCCAAAGCGUCUGUUGUUGACGAUGUCAUUGCCUCCAAUGACAUUUUAUACGGGAACGGCGAGAAGAUUGAUCAUUGUAUAGUCAUCAAGUAUUUACAAGCGGUUGGAGAUUCUAAAGUCGCAAUGGAUGAGUAUUACAGUGAAUUGAUGCUUGGAGGUCACAACAGAAUUUCAAUCCAUAAUAUCUGCGAGGAUUCAUUACUUGCCACGCCUUUGAUUAUCGAUUUACUGGUUAUGACUGAGUUCUUAACCCGUGUACGUGUCAGUAAGAAUGGCGGUAAAGAUGAAAAGAUGUAUGGAGUGUUGAGUUUCUUGAGUUAUUGGUUGAAGGCGCCAUUAACAAGAGAAAAUUACAAACCCGUCAAUGCCUUGAACAAGCAAAGAAUGGCAAUUGAUAAUUUCUUGAGAAUCUUGGUUGGGCUAAAGCCUUUGGAAGAACUGAGAUUUGAAGAGAGAUUAAAGUAA